Messenger RNA from Colletotrichum abscissum, 3615 nucleotides. RefSeq lists its product as uncharacterized. The transcript is spliced from 7 exons. The record is from RefSeq and is a predicted model, not a curated record. The coding region runs from base 1 to 3615 and encodes 1204 amino acids. NCBI's taxonomy places the organism in Eukaryota, Fungi, Ascomycota, Sordariomycetes, Glomerellales, Glomerellaceae. Gene Ontology annotation, molecular function: ATP hydrolysis activity; ATP binding.
AUGGCCUCUACUAUCACGAAUUCAGAAAAUAUAGGGAAAAGAACAGCUGAUAUCACUAUCAGCGAUGUGCCGGAUUCUACUCAGAACAACGCGGCGAACCACCAAAAAGAUAUCGCCAGGUUACCUGAACAUUUUCUCGCAACUACCGAUAAUCUCGCCGGAAACGAUGUUGCCGAGCUUGUUGAGGUCGUCCAAGGCCUUCAGAGGAAGGUUCUUGAACUCGAGACGAAAGCCAAACCUGACCCGGAAAAGUCCCAAGAAGAGGGCUUGCCGCCAGAGCUCAAAGCCGAUCUAGAGCGGCAUAGAAAGAUGGAAGCAUGCCUGUACAAGCACCGAAAGGAGUGGGAGGCCACAGAGGAUCCGGGAGAUUGGGGCAUAGAAGAUUCCAGGCCCCGUGGUUACAUGCAAAGUAACAAUUAUCAGAGGAGAUGGCGUAUGGCAUGGGCUUUUCAUCGAACAAGGAGAUUUGAUCCUCCAGACCACUUUCACCCUUCUCACGAAUGCUUGAGUGGUCAAGCUGAUGUACCAGGCCAGGAUAUUGAUGAUUUCGACCGCACUAUUGACUUUGGCAGCCGCCGAGACAGGCUUCGCAAGACCUUUGAGUGGGAAAUGGACCGCCUGUACUUGGCAGAGGAACUAGAAAGGCGUAGACAUGACGAAGUUCUCAAGCCAGGGGAGAAGGUUCAAAAUGAUUCCGACCCUCCUGAGGAAGAUGAUCACCAAGAAGAAGACACCCAGCCCAUUUACGCCUUGGCCAAGCUUAAUCGCCUACAAUGGUUCUCUUUUAGUAAGCUCUCUGGCCUGGGAGAGAAAGAUGCCUGUGUCAUGGACAUUCUAGUUGGAGAACCUGAUAUCGCUGAGGACCUGGGUGCUUAUCGUCUUUGGUAUGGCUACUCAGGCCACAGUGUCCCCAAGACGGACGCACCUCAAGAGUCUGAUGCACUUGCGUCAACGUCACCUGGGGACUCGCCACUCCCUGAAAGAAUUCGAAUUCAUUCAGCUGCGCUUUUCCAGAUUCUCGGAACUUUACUGGGGAGAACCCUGCACACGCGAACCGAGUCGACUGUUAUCAUGAUCAGGCCCUUCAAGGCGCUGACAUUCUGCGAGCCGAGGUUGCGGGACUGGUGCACGGCAUUGGAGAACAAGUUCGGUGUUGCAUCCGGCUCAGGAUCAGCAGCCACAGUUGCUGCUGGAAACAUGGAUAUCUUGGCCAGGCUGAAACAUCUCAACACAUCCGACCCUUGCAAGGUUUUCUUCUCUGACCUGUGGCACAUCUUCCGACCCGGAACAGAGGUCAUCAACAAGGAUGGCAAGCAAGCAUAUCGGGUCAUCAAAGUCACCAGCGCUAGACAUAGCGUUGCUCGUGAUUGGGGUAAUUACUACAGCUUACCUGAGACUAAACGGAAGAAGAAGGCGGCAUUCAGUGUAGUCUGCAUACAUAUUGACUUCGAUGGAAAGCAUCUUGGACCUGUACGAAGUGUCUUCGACAUGAAAAGAUUCGACGGUGCGAGAGACAUUACAUCCUUGGAUGUCUACCCUCUCCGUUUUCACCCCAUCAGGCGGGUCGACUUCAGCAACUCGGAAUGGAGCGGAACGAUGUCUAUUCCUCCACAUCAGAGAUGCCGAACAAAGCUUGUGAACCGAGGUAGUAAAUUCCUUGAGGUUGCUUCGGUGAAGCACAUGUAUUAUGCUGGGCCGACAUUGGGGGUGCGGGAUGAGGUCGAAAGUCAAGUGGUGAUCGAUUUCGAAACAGCAUUUACAGUGGAAAACGGGGCGCAAAAACAAUGGAAGCCACAUUUGGAGACUCUCAUUGGAGUAUCGACAACCGAAGAGAACGAAGAGGACGAGGAAGACGAGAAAGAUGAAAGCUGUCGCGCAGCAUGCUGCCGGAGGGAGGCUGUGCACGAUGACUCGUUUGUGGACGAGAAGCAGAGCUCUGAAUAUGUCGACAGCCUCCUUCCCAAGGCAGGCAGCCUCAAUGAACAGCUCUCAGUUGCAGUUAUCCCUCGACCGUUGGAGGAACUGUACAGCGACACUGGUGAAACCCUAAUCUCGGACGAUGACCUGUUGAUCAUGUCUCAUCGUGUAUUUGGUUUCGUUUUGCGAAACCGGAAAUGGGCGCAGCUUGACCUUUCGUAUCUGACCGACGUUCACCGGCCUGAGAAGUCGAUUGCUUCGGAAGAAAACCCCGAAGUGUUGAGCAACGAAGAGAAGAAGGAACCAAUCACCGCCUUUGAUCGCCUUGUUCUCGAAAAGUGGCACCGUCCCAUGAUCGAAUCACUCAUUGCUCAACAUUUUCGAGACAAAAAGUCAGCAACAGGCGAAAGAGAGGAGUUCGAUAUUGUCAAAGGCAAAGGCAAAGGUUUGAUCAUGCUUCUUCACGGGGCUCCUGGAGUGGGCAAAACAUCCACAGCGGAAGGAGUAGCGGAACUUUUCAAAAAACCACUCUUCCAAAUCACCUGCGGUGACCUGGGGACAACUGCAUCAGAGGUGGAGAAAGCUCUCGAGAUGAACUUCGCCUUAGCCAAUAGGUGGGAUUGCAUUCUUCUCCUAGACGAAGCCGACGUCUUUCUUGCCGAGAGAACAAAGGAAGACUUCAGACGAAAUGGGCUUGUAGCAGUCUUCCUACGCGUAAUGGAAUACUACGCCGGCAUCCUCUUCCUAACUACUAACCGUGUUGGCGACUUUGAUGAGGCUUUUACCUCUCGUAUCCAUGUCAGUCUCCUGUAUCGAGAACUCAAUAAGGAAAAGACCAUCGAGGUAUUUAGGAUCAACCUGGAUAUGAUUGAAGCACGUUUCAAAAGGAAAGGUCGAAUAAUCAAUGUUGAUAAGGCUGAGAUUGAGAGAUUUGCGAGCGAACACUUCACUGACUACUCGUCGGCACGUUGGAACGGCCGACAGAUUCGCAACGCAUGUCAGACGGCACUAGCGCUUGCUGAAUACGAUGCACAUGAUAAGAGCCACUCUGUCGCCCCGAUACCUAGGACUGCGGUCGCGCUGGACGUAAGUCAUUUCAAGAUCGUCCGAGAUGCCUAUGUCGAGUUCACCGAGUAUAUGAACGACUUGUACAAGGUGGACUCAGCGCAACGAGCCAUGGAUAAUCAGCUCCGAGCUGUCUGGGUCGAUAAGGACAACAAGAUUGUGCCUCCUACGUCGAUGGGUGGAACGGUUAGAGAUCAGAAAAAAGCGAAUUUCUUGCGAGCCUCACAGAGUCAGUCUUUCGUCAAUCAUCCUCAACAGUCGCCUCCGCCACCGCCAGUACACCAGCAGCAUUAUUCGCAGCCACAGCAGCAACAACCCCAGUACUAUCAUUAUCAAAAUCUGAAUAUGCCCCAGCCAGUCUACUCGGAGACAAGCUACGGACAGCCUCAGUCACAAAGCUAUUCCUCUGGGCAGGUUCUGGGCUAUUCUGGAGUACCAGUUGCAAACCCUCCAUUCCAAGGUUCCGGCGAAGAAGGCGGGGUUAUGGCACCCACACAGCAAAUACAACGCCCAUCUCUGGCGACACCACCACACCAGCCACUUUCUCAGCAGAAUGCGCAGCAAGUCAUCAAUAGAGGUGUCCAAUCCAUGUACGAGUCGCCUAGCCAGCAGCCGCCCAAUCGUCCCUAUUGA